Messenger RNA from Colletotrichum graminicola M1.001, 303 nucleotides. RefSeq lists its product as uncharacterized. The transcript has 2 exons. The record is from RefSeq and is a predicted model, not a curated record. The coding region runs from base 1 to 303 and encodes 100 amino acids. NCBI's taxonomy places the organism in Eukaryota, Fungi, Ascomycota, Sordariomycetes, Glomerellales, Glomerellaceae.
AUGCCAGAGCCAGCGGCAGAAAAGCCUAUUUUGAAUAACGCUUUCCCUCUUUGGGUGUUGCCGCCAGCAUCCGGGCCCGGGUACCCCUCGGAAGCAUUUGUGCAGGCCGGAAAUGACCCCUGGCCACUAAUCACUACUUAUGAGCAGCGGCCGACCACACCCUUAAUGCGUUUCUCUAGGCACUUCCUGACUUGGGCCCUCGGGUACGCCGUCACCGAGACAAAGGCGUCCGAUUCUGCGACAAUCUUCUGGUCGGGGAUGAGGACGUCUAUGAUGCAGAAAGACUCGGCGAGGCCGGGAUAA